Molecule: messenger RNA, 804 nt
Organism: Miscanthus lutarioriparius
Lineage: Eukaryota; Viridiplantae; Streptophyta; Magnoliopsida; Poales; Poaceae
Source: the annotation of a GenBank genome assembly
AUGGAGAGAGCCAGGCUCACGCCGUUCCCGCCAAGGGAGCAGGCCACGACCAGGAUAUGCAAGGUGUCGAGCUUUGCUACAGAAUUGCUCGAGAUAAGGUCCAAGGAGCCGUCUCUCCACGUGCUGCUUAUUCCUGGGAAUCCAGGCAUAGCUGCGUUUUAUAAGGACUUUGUCGAAGCGCUCUAUGAAAACCUCGGUGGCCAAGCAUCUGUUACAGCAAUAGGGCACAUUUCACAUAGCCAGAAGGACUGUGAGCAUGGACGAUUGUUUUCAUUGUAUGAACAAAUUGACCACAAGGUUGAUUUCAUUGAGCAAGAGCUUCAGCAUUCUGAACAACCAAUAGUUUUGGUUGGUCAUUCAAUUGGCGCAUACAUAGGCCUGGAAGUCUUCAAAAGAUUUCAGAAUAAGAUAAUUUGUUUUGUAGGACUGUAUCCAUUUUUAAAGAUGAACAAGAGUUCUGUAACACAAUCAGCAAUUGGAUAUAUGGCAAGGUCAUCACUCCUAAGUAAAUGGGUUAGUUUAUCUGCAUCUUUCAUCGGGUCACUCCGACCUUCAAUUACAAGGGGCAUUGUGAGAAGGUUCCUUGGACCUUCAUGGUCUGUAACAGCUGUUGAUGCUGUAUGCUGCCAUCUCUUAAGGUACAAUACAGUGCGCAAUGUUCUUUUCAUGGCAAUGACAGAGUUCCAAAAGCUUACUGAAGAACCAGACUGGACUUUCAUCAGAGCACAAGAGGAGAAAAUGGCCUUUUUGUUUGGUGUGGAUGAUCACUGGGGUCCACUAUCUCACUUAGAAGAGGUGAAGUGA